ACACAAAAACUACAUUACCCAUGAUGCCUUAAGAAGAAAGCCGUAUGUCCGUGUUAGGUUUGACGACGUUUCUCUUUUGAGUUCCUUCUUUAACUGCGGUGUUGAACUUAUUUCACAAAUGUCUUCAGCAGCGGCAUUUUCAGGUUCAGAUUCGAAGACACACAAGCGUGUGUUGCUAAAUCCAGCCCGGGAUUUCUGGAGAGAUUAGGUGACACUGUUGGUGGAACAGCGGUUGGCAUCGGACUGUUUUUUCUCUCAAUUUAUGUUCUCUUCACCAAUGAGGGGCGAGCUCUGCAGACUGCAUCCUCUCUGGACGAAGGUCUUUCUCAGGUUGUCUCCUUGAUGCCUUCCUUCGGCCUUGACCAGCAGAACAACAACCAUUUAGUUCACCUGUCUACAGAGCUGCAGACCUUACAGCCCCUGCAUGACCCAAACUACGGUGUGGUGGUGCAGGCUGUGAAGCUGAAGAGGCAGGUGGAGAUGUACCAGUGGGUGGAGUACCAGGAGAGCAAGGACUAUCAAGAGAACGGUGAGACCAAAACUGAGACGACGUACACUUACAACACUGAAUGGAAAUCAGAGGUGAUCAACAGCCAUCAUUUCGAUAAGGAAAUUGGUCACCAGAACCCUAGUGCCAUGGCAGUGGAGAGUGUGACCGUCGUGGCUCCUGAAGUCAGAGUUGGGCCUUUUCUUCUUUCUAAAGGACUAGUGGAGAAGAUAAAUAACUUUCAGACUUUGAGUCUGAGGGAUUUUCAGGCUGAUACUUUGGAUCCUUUUCUUACAAUUGAUGAUGAUUAUUUCUAUCACACAUCAAACCCGCGUAGGCCAGAGGUCGGGGACGUGCGUGUGAGGUUCUCCUUUGCUGGACUAAGUGGUGAAGCGUCAAACCUCGGCCCAGCCCAAACUGUCAGCGUUGUGGCCAUGCAGAAAGGUGAUGGUCUGGUGCCUUUUAGGACCAAGUCAGGGGACAGUCUGGAGAUCCUGUACCUGGAGGAACUCACCGCACAGGAGGUAUUUGAGCGGGAGCACCAGUACAACAGUAUGAAGACGUGGGGACUGAGGGCUGCAGGCUGGGCACUGAUGUUCCUCAGUAUUCAGCUGACCACGCGCAUCAUCUACACUUUAGUGGAUUGGGUUCCUGUUCUCAGAGAGCUUGUUUCCAUGGGGCUGAAACUUUUCGCUUUGUGCAUCUCCUGCUCGCUGUCCCUUGUCACCAUUGCAGCAGGUUGGCUUUUUUACCGGCCGUUGGUAGCGAUGGGUCUGGGAGCGCUGGCCAUGCUUCCGGUGCUCAUAUCACGCUCGCAACUUCCAAACAAAAAGAACCAGUGACCAGUCACCUGAAGAUCCUUUAAUUGUUUGAUCUGCUCCUCUGUUUUAUUCUUUCUGAACUCCAUUUUUGUCUGAGUGUUCAUACGGCUUAGCCACCCAUCAGAGGUAUGCAAGUAGGUACGGCUGGUUUUUCCACUGUUGUUUACUGUACAGGGGAUGUAGAUAAUACACUAUUAUAGUAAGAUCUGUUCCCUAAUAAGUACAAUUACAGGUUUACUCUGAAGCCACAACAUCUCAUCCAGGUGAACACGAAUCCUGGGAGUUGGAUGUUAAUAUGAACUGCUCAUGUUUGUAGUAUUCAGCGGGAGGGAGGGGCUAACUAGUUGAUUUACCUAAGCAGGGUGUGAUGGUAGGUAUUUAAAUCCUUAACUGGUGGAUUUGCAUCCCUUAACUUUAUUCAGCAUAUGCAAAUAUUACAACACAAUUUGCAGUUUUUAUCUCUGCCAAGGAGGGAGGGGUAUGGGCCAAGUAGGAACCAGGAACCUUUGGAGUGAGUCUGACUGAGAGUGCUGAACCAGGAUUUUUUUUUUUAA
Molecule: messenger RNA, 1862 nt
Organism: Thalassophryne amazonica
Lineage: Eukaryota; Metazoa; Chordata; Actinopteri; Batrachoidiformes; Batrachoididae
Product: transmembrane protein 43
Exons: 12
Coding region: 343-1329 (328 amino acids)
Biological process (GO): nuclear membrane organization
Cellular component (GO): nuclear inner membrane
Source: RefSeq, a predicted model, not a curated record